UGUGAGGAUAACCAGAGCUGCAUCCUUCUCUCACAAAGUGACAAGACUACACAAAGAACCAAACAUAUCAACACUAAAUACCACUUUCUUUAAGAAGAUUUGGGGACAAGGCCGAAAUUCCUAAAGAGUCGCGCUGCAAAACAACAAGCCGGUGACUUGGUCCGCUCCUUAUCCUCCCCCCCACCUUAGAACGGAAUGGUUUGCUCCAAGCAUCAGUUGAUGCUGAAUAGACGGUCAGUCAGGAGGAAGCGAGUAUUUGCGUGGCGGCUUCUUCGUAGGGAGUGUCUGGUGCUGUUUUGUAUUUUGCAAUGCAGUUGACUCCACAGGGGCGAGAAAGUUUUAUUUGCUGAUUUGCAGUCUGGCGAUCGGGAGUGGCUUUGCGCAUGACGGAGUCGGAGAAGCAGAAAAAAACAGUUGCAAGAACGACCACUGAAGCAAGCGGUUGAGGCCUGCAGUUUCCCUGGAACAUCGUAGCCCUACUUAGUUCUGCAGGUUUUUCUUCAUCCCAUGAGCUCUGGGUGCAGCCUGAGAUUGUGUCUGGUGAGACUUGGCAACAUGAGUCUGCUUAACUCCUUCUGAAUCUAUCUUGAGUCAGUUGUAAACUACAGACUUCUAGGACUAGGUACAGUCCUGGGUACAUUUCAGAUGGCAAUGCAUAUUCGGUCACAGCUCAAUGUGAGGACAGAAGAUCCUUAAACUUGAAACGUGGGGGGAGACUUCCCCAAAAGAACUCCCACUGGGUGCUUUGCAAGAUAAACUGAAGAAAUGAAUCUUGGGAAUGACGAAGCAGCAUCCAGAUCCAUUUUUGCCUGGGAUUAUGUUUUGUGGGAAGUUCGUUUGAAAUUGGUGGCCGCUGGCUUUUUCAUCUACUUAGGAAUAUUCCUUCUCUCGCACUAUCUGUCCUCAUGGAUGAGCACUGUGUACCGUUCGUUGCCACCAAAAGAGAAAGUCUUCUGGAAUCUGGCUGCUACCCGAGGUGUGUUUGGAAUUCAGAGUUGUGUUGCUGGCUUGUGGGCCUUGCUUCUGGAUCCAGUUUUUCAGGCUGACAAGGUGUAUUCCCAGCAGGAAUGGAGCUGGUUCAACUGCCUAAUAGCCUCUGGCUUUUUCUUGCUUGAAAAUGUAGCUGUUCAUGUAUCUAAUAUUGUUUUCAGGACAUUUGACUUAUUCUUAGUCGUUCACCAUUUCCUUGCCUUUGGUGGCUUUUUUGGUCUGGUAACCAACAUAAAGUCUGGACACUACAUACCCUUGAUGGGAAUGCUACUUGAGAUGAGCACACCUUUCACUUGCAUAUCCUGGAUGCUUUUAAAGGUUGGCUGGGCAAACACUUUAUUUUGGAAGGUAAACCAAUUUGUAAUGAUCCACAUGUUUCAUUGCCGCAUGAUCCUUACUUACCACAUGUGGUGGGUGUCCAUUUCCAAUUGGAGUGCUGUGGUAGAAAAUCUGGGACUCCUACAUUUUGUUGUUGUAUUCACAGGGUUAAGUUCUGUCACGGUAAUACUUAACCCCUACUGGACUUACAAAAAGACUCAGCAGCUGGUCUGUCCUGUUGAUUGGAACUUCACCAACAGAACAAUGAAAAAUGGGUCAUCCAAAAAACUAAAUGGGGAAACAUGCCAGAAGAAAGGGUUGUGAUGUCAAACUUGGGUAUCUUCAAGCAACAGUAAAAUAUAUUCGGAAGAAUGUAGUACAGGUAGACAGGAUCUUGAAGCGUCAGUUUUUGUGUUAAGAAAUCUAAAUCUAAAGUAUAUUUUAUUAUUAGCUCCUGAUUUUCCUAUCAGUAUUAUUAAAUAAUGGUGCUGCUGGCUGAACUAAAUAUUUGUUGUGAAUAAAUCUUGAACCUUGGUCACAUCUGGAUAUAGCUGGACAAAAAUGGGAGACAAGGCAAAUCCAGUUAAGAAAUUAGAUGGUGAAGUGUCUGAUUUCAGUGGCUAAGCUGCCAUUUCUAGAACUGUCAGGAAAAGAUCAGUCUAGAAAACCAUUAUUUCUAGUUGUUCCCUCAGAAGUUAAUCAAUGGUAAUGAGUGGUUCUAGAUUUGGUCCAGGCCAUCCAGAUUUGUCCAUAUUUCUAGAUUUACUCUUUGCACUUUUAUAUAUGCAUACCAACAUCUACAGACUAGUCAGGAUUAGUAACAUGAUAUUCAGCAUUACAAUAAGUGCUAAAUAUUAGCUCAGUUCACUUUUAAUAUGGUGGGGGAGACGGGGACAGUAUGGACCAGAUGUAGUAAUGAAAUGCUUUCUAGAAUGGUCCCAAAAGUGGAAGAAUGAACAAAAUAUAUGUUGCUGGAUUAAAAGUUUUUAGAAAAUGGCUAUACAUUGUUAUGGGUAAAUACCCACAAAAAUACUGUUCAUUCCUUCUGAAGUGUGGGAGAAAGCUCUUAGUAAACCAGUGCCAGUAUUAUAGGUUUAAUGCCUUAUGGCACAAAGUUCAUUACAAUAUGUUAUCCAUACAUGCCCAGACCUGCCCCUUUGCAUUUUGCUGUAGCAUUCUUGCAAGCCUUUGAGGAGUAUGAUAACUUUCAGGCAGUGUAAGCCUUUAGUUUCUCUUAAACUUUUAUAAUCUUUCACAAGUAUGAGUAGAAAGCUGUUUCUGCUGCUUCCCUUUCAGUUGCCACUAACCAUCAGAUGGUUGCUGGGAUUCUUGCAAAGAAUACUGGAUUAGAUGAAACCUGGUUCAAUGCUACAAAUAUGCAUGCUAAGGAUCACUUGACUACAGAUUCGUUGUGCCUUAAUGGUUAAAAUAUCCCAAGUAUUCACUCCUGCAUUGUGAAUUGAAAACACAUUGGUAGGCCAAGGGGAUGCCAGGAAGUCCACACCUGUCCUCCUGAGGUGGCUUCCACCUGUUCUCUGGAAUGGCCUCAUCCUCCCGCUUGGCUCAGGAAAGCUGCUCUCACAUGGGUUUCUCUCUCCUAACUGAACUUCUUUCUGUUCAGGGUAAACCUCAAUCCUGACACUAGUUACUGUCUUGGAGACAAGGCAAGAACAAAUUACUUAAACCUAAGUUGUGACGUCGUACCGCCCUGAGCCAUUUUUGGAAGGGUGGUAUAGAAAUCAAAUAAAUAAAUAUCCAGUGCAAAUAUAAGUCAUUCAAGGGAGCUGCUCUGCCACAGUGCCAGAAAUUUCAUCAUUCCAUAAUGUUUCAAUGUACUGAUAUUGCCUAUAUCUCCCAAGGUUUUGGGGCAGGUAAUAUUUAAAACAAUAUAUACAAUCUCAUUAUAACACUAUAAAACUAGGUCAGAUGGUUCCCCUCUUCCUCCUGCUGUCUUAAUCCCAACUCCUGAAAUCCAUCCACACACCUCUCCCCCCCCAAAAAAAUACUGAGACUUUGAGGGUCCAAGGGGAAGCUGUCCUGUAACGGUUCUAUAAAUUAGCUACCCUGAGACUGUUGUAAAAUUUGCACAAGAUUUUUCUUACAGGAAAUGUAGUCAAUGUGGAAUGUUGUAGAACACUGACAUCUAAUGGCCAAUGUGAAGAAUAGCCAGCAUAUUCUAAGAGGAAGAACUGAAAAUCAAAUCAUCUGGAGAAUGGAUUGCGCACAAAUGUUGCAAUAGCUGCUUUUGUGUUUUCAAAAUGACUGAUAAUGGGUGUGGAAGAGUAUCUGCUAAGACAAGACUAAUGCAGAGGUUUAAGGAAAAUAAGGCAGAUGGCUAUAAUGCCAAGGCUCAAGUGCAACAUUGUUUCCUACAUGGCCUCCUCUGUUCACUAAUACAUGCUAAUUAAAUUAAUGGAGGGGAAGACAGUGUUGAUUGAGCAGAAAUUCAUUUUAAAACUUAUGUUUUGUCUCUCCUGCCUAUGCAGUAUAUGGGCACCAAUGUCAGAGUAAUAGAGUUGUGAAGGUCCUAGGCCACACGAGCCUGCUAUGAACUCUGUGUUUUGGCAGUAUUUAAUGGAGGGAGUGAUAUGAGGAAGAUUUUCCUCUUGGUAGUGUAGAUUUAACUAUAGAAACUUGUAACUCUCCCAGUCUAGCACCUGGAUAGUGAUUACUAGGAAUCUUAAUUCCUUUCCCAUUGGACAAAAGCUGAAGACUUAAUAUUCACAAUAGUAAUAUGUGUUAAUAUCUCCAGAUCAGUGCUGUUAAGUCAGAAUGGAGUGUUCUUAGUCAGGCAAGGAGAUACCAUUAGUCUGUUGUUCAUGAUUUGUAGUUCGCACACUUUCCAAGGAACUUCCAAAAAGUGACUUAUGAUAUUUGGAGUUGCAGUUCUGCAUACUAGUAAAAUCUUUUUAGAAAGAACAUAUCAUUGAAGAGGCUUAAUGCCACAGAUUCCUCUAUUGGUUAGACAGAGGGUCAGAUUAUUGAGAGUUAUAUGCUGAGAAACUGCUUGAAGAGCUCUAGGAUCAGAAUAGCUUUGUGGCUAAGAAUGUGAAGAGGUUGAAGAAUACUGGGGAAUUCUAGAAGUAGGAUAUAAUUCAGUAUGAGAGAGAAAUAUGUGCCAGUUACUUGGAUUCCUUUACUCUUUCAUACCAAGAUAUGGAACCGAGGACAUAAAUGACCUGGAUCCUUUUUCAGGAGCUCCCACUGAGUUCCAUGGGAACUUAGCCCAAUCAGAGGCUAGUACCAGUGUUCCCUGUAACAGGGAUCCCCAGAUGUUGUAGACUACAACUUCCAUAAUCCCCAGCCAAAGGCCACUGCACUGGAGUUGUAGUUAACAACCUCUGGGAAUCCCUGUUACAGGAAACAGUGGCUAGUACCCCCUUUUUAGUCCUUCAUAUGUGCGUCUUCCUGUUCCCGGUACUUCUUUAUCCAUGGGAAAGUGUCAUGCCUUCAGAACCUUAAGUCUUUCCUUCAUUAACCACAUCUUGAUGUCCACUGUGAAUAUAAACUUCUAAUAUGGACAGUCCCUGCCAGCAUCUAAGCAUUCCUUCACAAAUUAUAUUUUUUAGCAUGCAGAUUUAUUUCUGUGUUGGAUAAAGGAUAUGUUCUGUUUAAAAGCUUAUGAAGGUAUGAUAAAUGAUAUAAUUAACACUCUGAAAGACUUAUAAAAGUGGUUUGGGGAAAUGCUGGCUUUGCAACAGGCCAAAGGAUGAUUUUUAUCAGUGGAACUGCAAAAGAUGGCACAAAUUCUGGAAGAUGGUGACUACAGCAGUCAAAAAUGACUGUUAAAAAGGCUAAGGCCUGAUCAAUUUGUAUUCUAAACUUUCAUUUUAAAAAGAUGACUUAUGGAAGUUGCAAGACUGGUACUGAAUUUGUGACUUCUUGUAGGCUAAUACAUGAAUUUGAAUUUGUGACUUGUAGGCUAAUGCAUGCAAUAGCUGCUGUCAAAGUGGGAAAGAAUUAACAGUCACACGUUAAUGACUAUGUUUCAUCUAAGAAAAAUCUGUAGACCAGUUUCAUAAACAGCAGAAGAAUAUUCAGUGGAUGAUAGUGUUUUGAGCUUAUUGUAUUCACUUUUUAACAUUCUAAUUUAAAUGAAUAGUUAAGGAUUUGUAUAACCUUGUUUCAUGUCCUUGUAAUUUGUAAUGUAUUUGUAUAAAAUUUCAAAGAGGCCAUGCAUGUGGGGAGGGGAAGGUUGUCAUAUAGUAGGACAUAUAAUAUCACUUCUCUCAUCUUUGACUGCUGUAUUCUCAAGAUAGUGGUCCAGGGACUAGAAGGGUAUUCUUACCAUACCACGCAGUUCCUCAGUUCUUAUAAAGAUUAGUUUUCAGUUGGGAUGUUACAUGCAAAAAUCCUAAAGAGGUAGUAUUGUUUGGAAUAUUUUCUCUCUCAGCUUUUGAAAACAAGUUGACUUGCGUGUGAAACUUGGGUUAUCAUUUCAGUAUUAUAUCCGCGCCCCCGCCUCUUCUGACUACUGAAAUCAGUCUCCAGGAAAUGACCUGAAUGGCUUACCUGCAGUAUGAGCUUAUUUCAGAUAAAAGCUGAGCUGAUGAACCCAAUUUAACCCUUAGUAGUUUACCUACACAGAAAAGCAAAACACUUUAUGGCGGAUUGGAAGCUUGUAUGGCUAAAGUUGUUUCACAUCUAAAGCCGUGAAUAUUUCCAUGAUAUAAAAACAUGUAAAAGGCAGAAGUCUUUGCCUGUAUUCCUACCAUUGCCAUUGGUGUGAAGAAUGAAAUUCCUGUGUGUUUGCCCUGCUUCCCCCCACCCCCCGCCUGCUUAUAACCUUGGUCCAUUUUGUCUGGCACCAAAGGUGUCAGUCUGCCCAGGUGUGCCCAUUGUCACUUGGUGAGUGAGGUUUUUCUUUGUACAACUGUUCAGACUUGCAGCUCAUCUAUAUGUGUUUUCUGAGAGUUUAAAAGGCUAUUGAGAAGAGUUGUGGGGGGGAGGGGGGAGACCACAAGGGCCAGAUCCUGGGGAAAACAUUUUGGCAAUUGGAUUACUGACCAACGUGUAAACACAGGUAUCAUUUCUGAGUCUAGGCAUUAUGAGGAACACACAGGGUUUCCAGCUCUGUGCUUUCUUCUUAAUGAUAAUGUAGGGGUAGGAGACCUUGCAGAGGAGAACUGGCAAGUGGUAUGAGGUUAUUUGACUCUGCCUGCUUAGCCUCCGCUGUGAACGUGCCCCCCUCCCAGAGUUUUAAAUUUUAAACAACUGAAAAUUUAAUUUUAAGAACAAUUGUGCCAAUGGAAGAAAAAACAAAAAUGUCAAUGGAAGAAAAACAGCUGCAGGUAUGGGGGUUUGCAGGAGAGAAUAGUUAGGCACAGGAGUGGCUUAACUACGCAUCCCUUGUGUCAGUCUUCCCCUCCCAAGUUGCCCUCUGCACUCCUGUUACCCUUGCAUGGGCUGUUGGGACUACAUUCGCCAUUAUGUCACCAGUCCUGUCAUCGCCACAGAUUCAAGAACGGUGUAGACUACCCCUUACAAGUUUUGAAUUUGAAUGGUUCACAGGUCUUGCUCCCAUCUCUGCAUCAGCCAUUUCAGGUAGAACUAGCCAAGAUCUCUGAUUGAUGCCCUUGGACUGCACUCUAUCUCCUCUUACCCACAGCUGUUCCAUAGUUCAGUUAGCAGAAGAUUGUGGGUUCUGCUUCCUCUUUCCUCAACCACUUGAUGAAUGAUGAAAUCUGUAUCUUAUUAACUCUGGAAUGCUCUAGUAUGUGUGUGUAUAUUUGAAUUUUCAGUUGCCUCUUAAAAAUAAGACACUGAUUUUUAAAAUCAAAGUGUAUCAGUGUUUUAUAGAAGACUACGUGCUUUUAUUUUUCUUGUGACUUUCAUCAAUGGUUGUAAUAAUAAACAGUUUGAUUCUUGAAAAUCAUUUUUUCCCUUGCAGUGGCCUAACAAGUCUUGUAAUAUAUUUAUACUUAAAAUAAAUUUGCAUAUUCAUUUUUUUUUA
Messenger RNA from Hemicordylus capensis (graceful crag lizard), 7261 nucleotides. RefSeq names its product CLN8 transmembrane ER and ERGIC protein (gene CLN8). Gene Ontology annotation, biological process: lipid homeostasis. Lineage: Eukaryota; Metazoa; Chordata; Lepidosauria; Squamata; Cordylidae. The record is from RefSeq and is a predicted model, not a curated record. Bases 766 to 1632 code for a protein of 288 amino acids. Gene Ontology annotation, cellular component: endoplasmic reticulum; membrane. The transcript is spliced from 5 exons.